Colletotrichum chrysophilum is the source of this 1773-nucleotide messenger RNA. RefSeq lists its product as uncharacterized. Gene Ontology annotation, biological process: transmembrane transport. The transcript has 2 exons. NCBI's taxonomy places the organism in Eukaryota, Fungi, Ascomycota, Sordariomycetes, Glomerellales, Glomerellaceae. The record is from RefSeq and is a predicted model, not a curated record. Gene Ontology annotation, molecular function: transmembrane transporter activity. The coding region runs from base 1 to 1773 and encodes 590 amino acids.
AUGGAUCAUCCCGAGACGAAGAAGCCUCACGACGAGGAAGCCGUCCACGUCCGUGAACAUGGGCCCUCCUCCCUCGACUCGGACAGCACCCACCUCGACGAAAUCGACCAAGACUGCCUCCCCGAUGGCUACUUCCGCAGCAAGUUCUUCCUCGGCUCCAUGACGGCCAUCGGCCUCGGCCUCCUCGCCGGCGUCUGCGGCUUCGCCUACGCGGCCCCGAUCCUCACCGUCAUCAACGCAGACAUCGGACCGGACCCAAACAUCGUCUGGGCAGCCCUCGUCUACACCCUCACCUCAGCCGUCUGCCUGACCAUCAUCGGUCGCGUGACCGACAUCUUCGGCCGGCGCCCCGUCUUCAUCGCCGGCGCCGCCCUCGGCGUCAUCGGCAGCAUCGUCGCCGCCACCGCGACCUCGGUCAACAUGUUCAUCGGCGGCACCACCAUCAUCGGCAUCGCCGCCUCCACCCAGCUCUCUUUCUACUACGUCGUCGGCGAGCUCGUCCCCAUGAAGUACCGCCUCGCCGCCAACGCCGUCUGCUACGUCUUCUGCAUCCCCGGCUCCGGCUUCGCCCCCGUCAUUGCCCAGGCCUUCGUUCAGUGCCACCCCCACAUCGGCUGGCGCGGCUGCUACUACAUCCUCAUCGCCAUCAACGCCGCCUCCCUCGCCUGCUGGGUCCUCUUCUACCACCCGCCCACCUUCAAGAUGAAGUACGGCGCCCACGCCCGCGUCUGGUCCUACGUCCGCGCCUUCGACUACCCGGGCGCCUUGCUCUACACCGGCGGCCUGCUCGUCCUCAUGCUCGGCCUCAACUGGGGCGGCGUCGUCUACCCCUGGUCCUCCGCGAGCGUCAUCGCCACCAUCGUCGUCGGCGUCGCCGCCCUCGCCGCCUUCGUCGCCUGGGAGUCCCUCGCCGCCCUCCGCGAGCCCUUCGUGCCCAUGCGCUACUUCCGCAACCUCGGCUGGGUCGCCUCCGCCAUCCUCUCCGGCCUCGCCGCCAGCGUCUACUUCGCCUUCGCCCUCGUCUGGCCACAGAUGGUCGCCGUCCUCUACGCCGACCCGAUCAACCGCCCCUUCUUCGGGCCCCUCCUCUCCUCCUUCGUCGCCCUCUUCACCCUCGUCGGCCAGAUCGUCGGCGGCUUCUCCGGGAAGUACAUCGGCCGCCUCAAGUGGCAGUGCGUCAUCACCGCCUUCCUCGGCGGCGUCUGCUUCGCCUCCGUCGCGACCUGCGGGCCCGACACGCCCACCCGCGCCACCGUCCUCGUCUGCUUCGGCGUCCUCCUCGUCGGCUGGGUCGAGGGCCUCUCCAUCUCCAUCACCACCCUCGCCGGGCCGGACCAGCUCAACCUCGGCGGCGCGAGCGGCAUGGCCGGCAGCAUCCGCUUCCUCAUCAGCGCCGUGGGUUCGUCCGUCUACAACGUCAUCUUGAGCAACCGCCUCGCCGAGACGGUGCCCGCGCGCGUGCCCGCCGCCGUCGUGGGCGCGGGGCUGCCCGAGGCGAGCGUGGCCGAUCUCAUCGCCGGGUUCGCGACGGGGGAGUUUGGGGGCGUGAAGGGGCUGACGGAUGCGAUUCAGGCGGUGGGCACGAGGGCGUACCAGGAGGCUAGCGCGGACGCGUUCAGGACUGUGUUCUUUGCGAAUAUUGGGUUUUCUGUUGUCGCGGUUGCGUGUGCGCUGUGUCUGCCUGAUGUGGAUAAGUAUCUGACGAGCAAGGUUGCGGCGACGCUUCAUCAGGGGAGGGAUGAGAAGAAGAUGGCGGGGGAGAAGGAGGCUUGA